GGAAGCCAACAGUGACAUCAUUUUCCAGAAUUCCCCCCUCAGUCACUGCUGUCUGGACAUCGACGAAAAGACACAAGCACAACGGCACAAACGUACUGACAGGCGAACUCCGCUGUCUGCUAUUCACGAGGCUUUCUACGACUGUUUGAAGAAAAACCAGCGACACUAAAGGAUGUCUCUGUAUCCUUCUCUCGAGGACCUAAAGGUCGACAAGGUCAUCAGGGCCCAGGCCCAGAUUGCCCAGGCGCCCACCGCCAUGCCAGCCAUCACCGAGGGAACCUACCAGCCUCAGGCUGCUAUUGCUGGGAUGUCAGGAUCAAGCUUGUACCCAAAUCUGGAGGAGCUGGGCAGCUACAUGGGCCUGGCCCUCAACAGUGAUGAAGUCCAGAGGAACCUGGCCCUGGUGCCCGUGGCUGAAAAUCAAGUGGCACUGCCCUCCACCUCAGGUGUCGCGGGCAUGCUGCGGCCUGUGACGGGGUCAGACGUCGGCAUCAGGAGGGCAGAGAUCCGCCCGGGGCUGCGGGAGAUCAUACUCUGUAAGGACCAGGACGGCAAAGUGGGACUCCGACUCAGGGCCAUCGACAACGGAGUGUUCAUUCAGCUGGUGCAGGCCAACUCCCCCGCGUCGCUGGCCGGCCUGCGUUUCGGGGACCAGGUCCUUCAGAUCAACGGUCAGAACUGUGCCGGCUGGAGCAUCGACAAGGCCCACAAGGCCCUGAAGGCGGCAGCUGAGACCCGCAUCGAGCUGGUGGUCCGGGACAGGCCAUUUCAGCGCACCAUCACUAUGCACAAAGACAGCUCAGGCCACGUUGGCUUCAUCUACAAGUCCGGCAAAAUCACCUCGCUGGUCAAGGACGGCUCCGCUGCCCGCAACGGCCUCGUGACCGAUCACUUCAUCUGUGAAAUCAACGGGCAGAACGUCAUCGGACUCAAGGAUUCUCAGAUCAAGGAUAUUCUGAGCACCUCUCCGACCGCCAUGACCAUCACCAUCAUGCCCAAGUUCAUCUACGAACACAUGAUCAAGAGGAUGUCCACUGGUCUCCUGAGGUCAUCCAUGGAUCACUCUGUCCCAGAGGUGUGAAGACGCGGAGGAGGACGAGACAAAGUCUGGACAUCUAUAAUACAGAUCUCUCUCUCUCUCUCUCUCUCUUUACUCAUCUCUGUCCUAGUACCAAAAUCACCUCUGUUCCUCAUCCUUAACAUAAUCUUAAAAAAUGCCUUUUUAUUUUGGUUCUUUUUUUCUACAUUCCUCUCAUCUCCGUUGAUAUUUUGACUUCUUACAUAUAAACAUGUUAACCUUUUAGUCUGAGAUGUGUUUGACAUCAAAGGACAGGACAAGAUGUUUGUUUAUUUUUGUUUAUUAUUGUUGUUGUUGUUGUUGUUGUUGUUGAAGCCUUGCACACGAUCAUGAGUCCAGAGCUUCCACCUCUGUCCUAAAAAGAUACGAAUCAUUGGCUCGUCUUCAUUUCAUCGUCAGAAUGCUGUAAACUGUCCCGCGUAGAUCACGGCUGCUGCGCUCUCGCUGUCCUCUGCACUUUGCCCAUAAAAUGUGUGAACGUGAAAACCGUUGCUGACUUUCUUCUAGAUUCCAGUGUUUUCUAGUGUUUUCUUUGGCCAGUUAAAGUAGUUUCAGUUGAUGCCACAUUUUGCUAAAUAACCACUGACAUUUUCGACAUUUAUAGAGCAGGUAUUCUAACAUCAUGAUGCAGCGUCUCCAUGACGGGACUCUCUGUGGCAGUGUUGAGUUUAUAGACACUGGGAAGAGUGUGUGUGUGCGCGCACAUUUCAGGGGGAAAGUGUUGGGAAAAAGAGGGCGGCAGCAGACGUCUGUUGUCCUAUGCAGCUGCGAUUCAGCCCCGUCCAUAAACACGGAGAGAAUACAGAGACGUUCAGGGAGACCAGGUCCCACUGCGCUCAGUGUGUGUCUCCCAACUUCCUGGGACUCGCUGGUAUUUGUUUGGGACAGGGUCUGACACGGACAGACCCACUAAGUGCACUUUUCCCACUACCUUUUACUCUGAGGUCGACUUUUAUUCCCGUAUCCAUUUCAAACAGUUGGAAUUCAGUGGUCAUGUUUGUGUUUUAUGAUGCGAGAUUUCCAAGGGUUCCUACCCCCCCCCCCGCGUUACUGCUCUGAUUUCACGCUGAAAAACUUCUGAUAUGAAAUAAAUUCCUUCCCACGCUGAGGCCGAGCUCAAGGUCGUGGAAUUCGACACCAUGUCAUAUUAUACGGAGUUGCUUCCUUUUUAAAUGCUGUUCAUGUUUGGAUGCAUGUAUUUCCUUUAGAUUUUUUUCUAGUUACGUUACCUGAUAAACAUUACUGUCAUUCUGUAAAAAAACAAAACAAAACAAAGUUUAUAUACGAAUGUAACCAAGAUAAUAUUGUAAAACAAAAUAAACAACCUUUCUGUUCACAUUAA
Molecule: messenger RNA, 2420 nt
Organism: Solea solea (common sole)
Lineage: Eukaryota; Metazoa; Chordata; Actinopteri; Pleuronectiformes; Soleidae
Gene: sdcbp2
Product: syndecan binding protein (syntenin) 2
Exons: 9
Coding region: 173-1081 (302 amino acids)
Cellular component (GO): plasma membrane; cytoplasm
Molecular function (GO): protein binding
Source: RefSeq, a predicted model, not a curated record